This is a messenger RNA of Trichobilharzia szidati, 600 nucleotides long. Lineage: Eukaryota; Metazoa; Platyhelminthes; Trematoda; Strigeidida; Schistosomatidae. The record is from the annotation of a GenBank genome assembly.
AUGCUGUUAUCUUUUUCAGCUGGAAAUGUUAUAUUUUUCAGAGAUAUUGAAGAAGAGUCGAAAACUAUUGAACCAGGUGACAUUGAAAAAUUGAAUCAAAGUGAAAUUUCUCGAUUGAAUACUUUAAUAUCCCCUUGGCAUUCACAAGGCGUUCUACCGCCUCCAAUUGUUUGGGAUAGUCAAUUUGCUACUUGGUCUGCAGAUCCAGCCGGCUUAUCAUCAUCGUCAUCAGCAGCAGGAGCAGGAGCAUCGUGUCAAGGAAAUUCAUUAUCCAAUAAUAAUAAUAAUAGUGUUACUGUUCCCGGUUCCAUUGUUGGCACUGUUGGCGGUGCUGAUACGUUAAAUCAAUAUGGAUACUAUGGACCUUAUUUACCACAAUCACACGAGUCCACAUCUACAGCAUCAACAUCAUAUCCAUUUUCAUCAACGUAUAAAAGUAGAGAACAACCAUUACGUAUUUAUACAGCUGAAGAUAUCCCAUCACCGGUUUCUUCUUCUAAUAAUACUACACAUCAUAAAAUAACAGGGGAUAAUAAACAUGCUUCAACUGGACCAUCGUCACCCAAGUGUACAAGAAGUCGAGAUUCUAGAACUCCUUAG